UUCACUCUAGCGCCGCUGCCUCUCUCGGCUUCUCAUUCUCCAGUGCAGGCUCUAGGUGGAAACAUGUUUUCGGCGGUGAGAGCGGGGCGGGCAGCGGCGAGCGGCAGCGUGUGCCUAACCCCAGCAUUGGUGACACUAGUCCUCACAAUCCCAGGAAUAAUCGCCACUGUUCAAGUGUCUACACGACCUGUACUGGAGGCAGAGAUCAAGAAAGCCAUCAGCAUUCCAUGUGUCCCGACAAUCUCCACCCCAAACACAACAAAAUACGUCCAGUGGUUUGUUAUGGAGAAGAACGCUCGCCAGCGGAUCUACUUUCAGGACAUGGAGAACAGUACUGUUGAUGCUGGCACCGACUACACGCAUCGAAUCAAAGUGGAUAAGAUGUACACGUUGACCAUCGACCCCGUCGUGCGCAGGGACGAGCGGACCUUCCACUGCCAGGUUGGUGCUGGCCCCGUGGGCAGUGGUGAGGCUGAAACCCUGCUCAAAGUUUACGCUGCUCCGGACAUGCCUGUGAUCGAGAAAGAUUCCAGGACCAUCUCGCUGAUAGAGACAGAAGCAAAGGAGAUUGCACGUUGUGUCACCAGGAACGGCUACCCUGCCCCCAAUGUCACCUGGUUUAAAGACCGCACCCCACUUCACGCCGACCCCCAGAUGCGCAACAGGAUUUCUGUGAAAUUGCAGGCCACUGAGGAAGCCAACGGCCUUUACACCAUGAAGAGCACGCUGUCGUACCUACCGGUGAAACGGGACAAAGACGCCACGUUUUACUGUGAGGUGAGCUACAGGAUGCCCGUAGGAAUAGACAUGAUGAAGGAGUCUGCAAAGAUCAACAUCUCCAUAAGCUAUCCACCAGAGAACGCAGAAUUUCUGAUUCACCCCAAGGUGUUGAAGGAGAUGGACAACAUGACCAUGGAGUGUCAGUCUGAUGGAACAUCCAGCGUUGAUUACACCUUCUUCAAAAUCCUGGAUGGUGAAAUGGUGGUUAUCAAGAGCGAUGGUAACAAGGUGGUGGUGACAGCACUCAGUCGAAAUGACAGCGGACUUUACGGCUGCAAUGUCCUGGACCUGGAAACGGACAACGUAUUAGUUAGCAACAAAACGAUAAUAGUCAACUAUUUGGAUCCCAUCGUGUUGACCCCAAAAGGUCCCUACGUUUUUACAGAGGGUAAGAAAAACGUGCGCAUCUCUUGUGAAGCGGAAGCAUCACAACGGUUAACUGUGGCCUGGACAAAACGCAAGAAGACAGUGGUCAGCACUGGAAAAUGGCUCAAACUGUCCAUGGUUGCGUUAGAGGAUGCUGGAAACUACAGUUGCAAGGUUGCCAUACCUGGUGUGCCCAGUCUGAGCCGGCAGAAGACAAUCAGUAUUGUGGUCGAAGGACCGCCACACGUCAACUGUACCACAGAGAAAUUCCAGAAGAAUGGACCCUAUGUGAACCUGACAUGUGUGUUCCGCGGUUACCCGAUACCGGUAGUCACGUGUAAUGCACACAAGGCACCGACGUUAAUGUAUCAUCACCAAAAGAAUUACGUUGUGAGUGAGCUGAUUCUGCCCCUCCCCACGGGAGAGCUGCAACUGACCUGCAACGGCACCAACCAGCAUGGCGACGAUGACUAUCUCUUCAUCGUGCAAGGAGAUGUGGCCCAAGCAAAAAGCAGUGGCGGAGUGGUGAUAGUGGUCAUCAUUGUGUGUAUUCUACUCCUCGCCAUCUUGGGGGCCAUCCUCUAUUUCCUCUACAAGAAAGGAAAGAUUCCCUGUGGUCGUUCUGGCAAACAAAGCAUCACACAAGCUGAAGGCCACGAUAACAUUGUAGUGGAAGUGAAGAACGACCAGAAGGUUCCUGAGGAGACGGUGCUACUGCAGGGAGUCAAUGGAGACAAGAAGCCGCCCAACCAUCAGUGAUGGGAGAGGAAGGAAGAUGCGGACCUUCAGAGUGAAGAGAUGUCACCAGAGCUCUCACCCUGUGCCUGACUCCACAGGAAUGACUGUGACAUGAAAUCUUCUUGCCUUUGACAAAUGCUGCAUAUGCUCCUACACUGAAGGAACUCCAACCCAUUCCUGGAGACCUUCCUUCACUGGAAACCACCAAACACCUUACUCAGAGGAACGCAUGGCCUAUCAAUCUCCACCAUCAAACAGCGUCCAGAUGUUUCCUUCAAUGUCCAUCAAUGGAAUCCAAUCUUGCUUGCAGACUCCCAGGCACCACGGCUACAUCACACCAGCAGUUACAGACGCAAGAACACCUCAUCACAACAGGUCUCCUCAAAGAGAAAUUUCCAAACAAUGUCUUCACCAUGAAUUAGGCUGAAAUAUUAUACAAUGUUAUCGUUAACUUAGAGACUGUUACAAGAGAUGAUAUCAAUGGAUUUUAUUGUAUUUCCUUUAAUAAAAUCAACAUUCCCUCCUUCCACUAGACUGUGAUAAAAUACUCUGGUGCCCAUUUUAACUCAAAUGUUUUAAACAGUUCCUAGCAGAUUACUGCCAAGCUAAGUUGCAUUGAUUUUAGUUGGUGACACAGAGCAAGAAGGACAGAUUUAUUGAUGGGAGAGAAUUUUUAGUUGACUAAUUAGUUCCACGUUGCUUUGUAGAAUAAACCUUUCACUUUACAUCAGUGGUCCUCUUGCAUAUUUGCUGAGGGCAGGUUCUGUUUCUUGGGAUUAGACUAUCAACCAGACACUGGUGUGAGGUUUACUGCAAUUUAAACUCACCAUAGUUGGUGAUUCUUCACCCCACGUCAGUCUAAAGGAGGGUCUCGACCCCAAAACAUCACCCAUUCCUUCUCUCCAGAGAUGCUGCCUGUCCCGCUGAGUUACUCCAGCAUGUUGCGUUUAUCUUCGAUUUAAACCAGCAUCUGCAGUUCUUUCCUACACACCAUGGCUGGUGAUUCUUCCCCAAUCAGGCUUUUCCUCCAAAUUGAAAUUCUUCAUAUUAGGAUCAGAUGUUUCUCUCAUGUGCAAAAAAUGAAG
Messenger RNA from Amblyraja radiata (thorny skate), 2969 nucleotides. RefSeq names its product cell surface glycoprotein MUC18. Gene Ontology annotation, molecular function: laminin receptor activity. The record is from RefSeq and is a predicted model, not a curated record. The transcript has 15 exons. Gene Ontology annotation, cellular component: plasma membrane. Bases 64 to 1905 code for a protein of 613 amino acids. Lineage: Eukaryota; Metazoa; Chordata; Chondrichthyes; Rajiformes; Rajidae.